AUGAUAUCAAGUAAUCAAUAUUGGAAUCAAAUGUCAACAUUUGAUUUUGAUGAUUUAUUUUCGUUUCCUGAUAAUUCUAAUGUUCAAAAUGAAUCUGAUCAAUAUUUUAUGUUACAUGAUGAUAUAAUUGAUGACAAGACAACUUCAUCGUCUGAAACUGAUCAUUAUCAAUUAGACACAUUAUCAAAUAAUAGUUCAGCACAAGAAUGUCAACAAUCGAAUCUUGAAUGUCGUGUUUGUGGUGCACCAGCUCACGGUUAUAAUUUUAAUCAAAUUACUUGUGAAUCAUGUAAAGCAUUUUUUCGUCGAAAUGCAUUUCGGGAUAUGUCUGAACUAAGAUGUCGGUAUUCUAGUUCAUGUAUUAUUAAUGUAAAUACACGUCGUCAAUGUGCAUAUUGUCGAUUAAAAAAAUGUUUCAAUAUUAAAAUGCGUAAAGAUUGGAUUCGUACUGAAGAAGAAAAACAACUAAGACGAUUAAUAAAAUUAACAAAAGAACAAAAGAAAAUAAAUAAUUUAUCUAAUGAUCAACAAUCUCUUGUUACUUUUCCAUCAACUGAUCAUUAUCAAUUAGACACAUUAUCAAAUAAUAGUUCAGCACAAGAAUGUCAACAAUCGAAUCUUGAAUGUCGUGUUUGUGGUGCACCAGCUCACGGUUAUAAUUUUAAUCAAAUUACUUGUGAAUCAUGUAAAGCAUUUUUUCGUCGAAAUGCAUUUCGCGAUAUGUCUCAACUGAAAUGUCAUUAUUCGGGAUCAUGUAUUAUUAAUAUAAAUACACGCCGUCAAUGUACAUAUUGUCGAUUAAAAAAAUGUUUCGAUAUCAAAAUGCGUAAAGAUUGGAUUCGUACUGAAGAAGAAAAACAACUAAGACAGUUAAUAAAAUUAGCAAAAGAACAAAAGAAAACAAAUAAUCUACCAAAUGAUCAGCAAUCUCCUGUUACUCUUCCAUUAAUUCUACGAAAGAAAAAACGUUCAACGAUAAAAUCAGCCAACCAAGAACUUGUAAUUAAUUCAAUAAAUACAAAUAACUGA
Molecule: messenger RNA, 1029 nt
Organism: Rotaria sp. Silwood2
Lineage: Eukaryota; Metazoa; Rotifera; Eurotatoria; Philodinida; Philodinidae
Source: the annotation of a GenBank genome assembly